AUGCCGCGAGAACACCGUCGUCGCCGGAGCAGUCGCGACAGCUCCCGGCGACGCAGCCGACGCCGCUCGCGAGAACAAAUCUAUACCAACACCUCCACUUCCCAUGCCGAUGCCUCCUACGCUUCUCGCCAGCGGCAGGUAGACCGUAGAAACUCUCGAAGCUCCCUAUCCUCAUCGUCCUCCUCCUCCUACCUCGACAUAUCGCGUCACUCCCCCCCCGUCCGUGCUGGAAACAUUUUUACCACCUUCUUCACCGCCCCGUCCGAGCAUAGGCGUCGCCAGCGGACGAGCAGGAGACGCGCAACCGCGCGUAUCCUACCUUUUGGAAACUCCUCGAGCUCUUCCGUUGAUUCUGACCUAGCCUAUGGCACAGGCUUCAUCAGACGGUCGAGAAGCUACAACUCAAAUCGCAAUUCACCUCAAGUCCAGCACCAACAACCUCAGAAUGAUGGCCGCCAGCACCAACACGAUAGCCGUAGACACGAACAAGGCGCGUAUGGAUAUCCUCAGCAGCCGUAUCAGCAGCCGUACCAGCAACAAUACCAGCAACCAUACCAGCAACCAUACCAGCAGCCGUACUCACAACCGUAUCCUUACCGUGAUCCUCGAUACCAAGAACCUCCUGUGCCCCAAGCCUAUCCUCCCGUGCCUCAGCAAAGUUACUCGCAAUACGAUCCUCGUUACCAGCGUAGUCAUGAUGUUACUCCCACGCAGCACCAACGUCCCCCUCCCAUUGACCCGCGCUAUUCCGACACGCGCUACUCCGAGUCUGCAUCCGCGACGCCUACCGCUCCUACCGUUAGCGCUGCCGCAAUGGGCGUGGCUGCCGCCGCCGCGGUUGCUGGUGUAGGCGCAGCGGCUUCUGUCGCCAGUCGGAGGGAUCGCGAUGACCGCGACAGCAUUGAUCGUCGCUACCCUCGGAAAGACCGCGACCGUGAUGAUCGUGAUAGCAGCGAUCAACGGUAUUCCCGAAAGGAGCCCGACGGCGGUGUGCCCGCGCGACCCUCUCGACAGAAGCGUACUGGGGUGGAUGAAGAGAUAAUGGAGAUUGGCCGUCGUCUCACCCAGCUACAGAGUGAUUUAGACCAGGCCGAGACGCGACCUACUGGCUUGGUGUCUGGGUCGAAAGGCCGUGGCAUUGGAUCUUCAAAGUAUAAGGUCGAGUCCUCUAGUGAUGAUGAGUGGGAGUCUGCCUCCGACUCCGAUGUAGAAGAUCCUUUGGCAUAUGGCUCAACUGUCUCCUUACCCCAGCCAUCCCAUGUACCACGGCCGCCGCCUCCCGCUCCUGCUCCUGCUCCCGCUCCCGAACCCACUUACACGAUUCCGAGCUCAAAAAAGUCUUCAGUCGUGGAUCCACGCUACUUCGGACCCCAGAACUCGCUGAAGGGAUUUGUGACACCCCUUCCCGAGCCCGUCCAGACAAAGGCGCCGCCGAUGAAGCAUGUAUAUGCCUCACCUACAGAGGACCCUAACCGAUUCGAUGCGAGGAGGAGUUCCUAUUCCUCGACGAAGGAGGUGUACCCUAAACGGUCACGUCCAACCGAAGUACAACUUGAACAGCCCAAGCCGGUGGCGCCUAUUAGUCCUCAGAGGAUAGAGCACUCGUCAUACCGCGAGGAGAACAUCCGUAAGCCUUCUUCUGGCGAAAAUAUCCUCGCCGGCGCAGCCCUUACUGCUGCCGCUGGGGUAGUUGGCCACGCUAUCCUCUCGGAGGAGAAGAGCAAGGAACCGAGGUAUUCUUCUCGCAAAGAGAGUUGCAAGUAUGACGACGGCUACCGCGAAUCUCCCAUCCGGGAUCUCCCUGAGGAAACUAAGGCCCUUCCCGAACGAGAGAGUGAGGAAAGCCGAAAGAAGCGUCUCGAUCAGGAGUAUGAAGAAUACGUGAGGAGUUACAAUAAUCGAAAGGCCGAGAGAGAUCGGAGGAGCCGAACCAAGUAUGACGAGGAACCUACUCUCCGCCGAGAUGAGGAUAAGAAACCGGAAGAAAAGCUGCAGCGCGAAUCUCGCGUGACACGCGACCCCCGAGAACCCCAGAUAUCACCCAAGCCAGCUACCGAAUACACUGAGUACCGCCGUGUAGAGGAUACCUCUCGGACCCCCUCCAAGGCUCCGAUCGACCCAUUCCAGUUCCAAGUCGACUCCGACGCCUUUAAAACUCCAUCCAAUAGCCAGCCCGCAACCCCCCCUAAACGCGAAAAGGCUUCCGAGCCUUCCCGUCCUGCUAUCGUAACAGUUGAGCGGGAGCCUGAUUUCGGGGACGACUACGACUACGACCCUCACCCGCGCUUGAGCAGGAAGGAUUCCUUUGAACUCGAGCAGAUGGCCGAGAUGGCACGUGAGUCGCCAAGCCGCGAGCCUUCCACCCGCCGGCUUGCAGAGGAAGAAGAGGCCUUGAAAAAGGCCUACUAUGAGGCCAAGCGCGCCGAAGCCUCUGAGGAGCCUACUAAUAAACCUGAUUCUCGGGAGAUCGAGGCGGCCCCGCGAGAUGAUCCUCCCGCUAAAGAUCCUGUCCUAGAGGAGGCUGAUGAGUAUUACCGCAAGUCUCGCAAGGAUGCUGCCGAGCGUGCCGAGCGGAUCCGGUCCCGCUCCGGUUCGCGGAGGAGAUCUGUCGUCGAAAAAUGGAAGGAGGACGAAGAAGAUGAACAAGAGCUGGAGAGGGUCAUUGUGACUCCUCCUGAAUACGAGGAACACGAAACGGUUAACCCUUUCGACAAGCCGAAUGCUGACGUUCGCAUUGACAAUAUUCUUAAUCACCCUAACGAGCUUUCGGAGUUCAUGGAGAAACGGGGUCGCUCUGUUGACGCGCCUCACACUACAACGAGGGAUCUCUCUCGGGAACGACCGCUCCUGAAUUUGGUACCGCCUACUCCCAGCGUCUCGCCUCCUCUGGAGAGUGUAAUAGAAAAGGAGGAGGAGAGGCAGACUCGGUCCAGAUCUCGGUCCCGGUCCAAGUCUCGAUCUCGAUCUAGAUCUCGGUCUGGGACGAGAGAGGUAUCGCCAGGGAGAGAGGUGCCGGCCGAGACUUCUGAGCCUAAUAUUCUCAUUGGACCCCGCGGUGAGAUCAUCCAUUUGUCGGACGACGGCAAGGCGGAUGAGCCAGUGCUUGAGAAGGAUGUAGGCCCCCGCGGCGAUAUCGAGUACCCGAGCGCCGAGACUAAAAGCGCCUGGGGUAUUGUCAAUAAUGAUCUUGCCAGCAAAUUUGCGGCCUCCAAGUUAAAUGAAGAGGAGUUGGCCGACGCGGACAAGGCACUCGAUGGAGAGCCUACGCGCUCCAUUGAGAGCACCGAAGAAGUCGAACCCGAGGAAGUCCCGGAUGCGGAGCAGACCGUUGCAGGCGUCAAGCCACCGGCAGAUGUAGAGCCAGAAGCCGACACCAGCGCCAAACCUCCUUCCGGAGAGCAGCCAGUAGUAAUCGAGCAGGCUGAGGAAGUCGACCGGGUUCUGGAUGAUGCACCCGCUGAGCUCGAGCCCUCCUCUGAAAGAGAGAUCCCUGCCGAAGAGGAGCCGACUGAAACUCGGGAUAUCAACGUAGUUGAUGCUCCUACUGUCGCUGAAAUCGAACCGCCCGCGGAGGAGCUGUCAGGAGAACCGGUGAUCGAGCACCGUGAUCUUGAGAAUGAGGGGGACGAUAGGGAGAAAGAUACGCAAGAUCCUGUUCCUGUCGUUGAGGAGACUCCGGUUCCCGAGAUUGUAUCAACGCGAGAGCUUGUGGAUGAAGCCCCUGUUGAGCCUGAACCCGUGGAAGAAGUUCAGGUGCAGAAACCUACCGAAACCGCUGAGGCCGGGCCUGUCGAGGAGAAUCCCACGGAAACUGCAACUGCAGACGCGCAGUUGACUCGGGCUGAUUCUGAGAUACCUGCCGAAAUCAGCGAGGUGCUGGAAGGGGAUGACCUUGCCAAUCUACCACCCCUCCCCGACUCGAUAACUGAAUCUGUUGCCGAUUCGAAGGCUCUUACCCCUAAAAUCCCAGGCUCCUAUGGUGACGAUUUUGAGUUCGCUGCAACGCUAAGUGCGGGCUUAAAAGCUGCUGGAUUUGAUGAUAAUAUUGUCAUCGAAGACGCUGAGUACCGACGCCGUGACUCUCCUCCAGGUUCCAAUGACGAACUUGGCCCCAGCACAGCAUCCAAGUCGUCCCCUGUGCUCGACAAUGAGCCGGCGGCGGACGAGUGGGGAAGCAUGUUCAAGAGUAAGAAAAAGAAGAAGAAGGGCGGCAAGAAGCAAGCCAAGGAAAUCCUCCCUCCUGAAGAGAGCACCGAGGCCGCUUCCCCCGAGCCGGAGCCGGCACCGCCUGCUGAGGAGGGCGAAGCUGCCCCUCCUUUGGAACCUGUAUCUCAACCCGAGCCUGAGCCCCAACCCGAAUCCCAACCUGAACCUCAACCCGAACCUGAAGCCAUUGCCACGGAACCGGUAACGGAUGCCAAAGAAGAUGGCUUUGUUCCUCCGAAGAAGUUGAGCAAGAAGGAGCGGCAGAGACUAGCCAAGAAGAAGGCCGCCGAAUCAUUCCAAGAAGAGGAACCUCCCACGACUUCUCCCAAGGAUGACGAUUGGGACAAAGUGGUGGAUGAGGAUGUCCAAAGCCGGGCUCUAGAACCUACUCCAGAGGACUCUUGGGGUUUGGCUGACGAACCUAGCGAGCCUGCCCCGCCUGCGGACGAUGAUUUUGCUCCCCCAAAGAAGUUGACUAAGAAGGAGCAGCGGAAACUAGCGAAGAAGCAGAAAGCUUCGGCGGCGUCCUUGGAUGAACCCGAAGUUGCUCCAGAACCUGAAGUUGUUCCUGAACCUGAGUUUGUUCCCGAAUCUGAAGUUGCGCCCGAGCCUGUACCUUACGAGAGCGAGCCGAUUGAGCCCCCUACACAAACCUUAACGGAAGAGUCAUGGGACAUGGCUGCCGACGUACCCGAACCUACGUCCGAGAAGGCCCUGAAUGAAGAUGAUGUCUGGCACGAAGCACCAGAGGCUCCCAAGGAGGCCCCCGCUCCCCCAGAAGACGACCCGUGGGGUUUCCCGGCCAAGAAGAACAAGAAGAAGAAGAAGGGUCGUCAGGUAGCGGACGUUGACUGGGACAAGCCCGAAGCCAAGCCUGAAGAAGAGCAACCUAAAGAGCCCACACCGCUGCCGGCACCAGAGGAAGACCCUUGGAGCGCCCCUGCGAAGAAGACCGGUAAAAAGGGUAAGAAGAAGCGUGGUAAGAUGGAUGCUUGGGCAGACCCUGAACCCCCCGAUAAAGGGGCAAAUGGAGACCAACCUAAUGGUAAUGGCGAGGAAGCGACGAAGUCCGAUGAUAUCGGCCAGGAGUCUUUUUUAGCUAAUGCCGACACCUCUGGCGAAGGUGUCGGCUUACCGGUUGCAGUUGCGACUGCGGUUGCGGUAUCUGCCGCACUCGCCCGGUCAAAUGCCACCGAAUCUCCAUCGGAAGAAAAGGAGAAGCAUACAGAUGACAAUGAUCGAGCCCUUGGUCCCGUCUCAGAGCUGACCUUGGGUCCCAUCGAUGAUGUUGAUAAUUUAGAUUCAGGAAUCGUUGAGCGGCAGGUGAAACCCGCUAUCGAUCCCCUGCAUGGAGACCUUCUCCCCCUUCCACCAAGCGCGCCUGGUUCGCCAGGCGAGGUGGCAGAAGAUCUACCCGAUCUUCCUGACAGCCGUCCCGAUACCCCCCCGGACCAAGUCUUCAAGCGGACGAUGCUUGAGCAGAAGAAUCGUCGCAAGAGCGUCCAUGACUCCCCCCACGCCAGGUCCCACAGCCAGACCGCCAUCCCCCUUCCCUACCUUUUCGGUCAAAGAUCCAAUCCCUCUUCCCCACGCGUCUUUAAACAUUCCCCCGCUUCUUCACCCGUUUCCUCCACCGCCGAUUCACCCAUCUCAAGGAAAACUGCCCCCCGUCCUAUCUCCUGGGAAGGUAAGGAUAUGAGACCGCUCAUCCUGUCAUCUCGCCACGGAACUGAGUCCCCAGGACGCUCCGUAUCUCCUCUGAAGAGUGACCGCGAAUGGGGCCCGCGACAUCGCGAGCUUGGCCAUUCCCCCACGAGCAGCCUGGAUUUGAAGGAUGCGAAGAUGCACUUUGACGCGCCUUUGGAUAAACCGGGCCCAGCCCGUGACGACACUGAACCUGUCGCUGAGGAGGACGACAAGGGCGAGGCCGACAGCUUCUUCUCGCCUCUUAAGAAAAAGAAGAAGGGUGGGAAGAAGAAGGGCAAGGAGAAGGCCGCAGCAGUUACGGAAGAGGAAACCGGCCCCUCAGCCGAAAGAACCUUGGACGUUGAGGAAACACGUGCUCCUUCUGCUUACCUUUCUACCGCCGAGGCGUUGUGGGAUGCUGCUUUUGACAUGCAAGAAACAACUAAGAGCGAGCUUCCCAAGAGUGUGAUUGAGCUUGCUCCUGCGCCCACGGGCCCUUCGAAGAAAGAAAAGCGUCAGAAGAAGAAGGCCAGCCAAACUUCCUGGGAUGAUGUCCCCGAAAGUACUUCAACUGAACCACUACCCUCUGAAGAGAAGGCCCUUGAUAUUCCUGCACAAGCCUCUGUGGACGUACCAGAGGAAGUACAGCAUGUAGAUGAUAUUAAGGCCACUCCCCUCCCGGCACCCGAGGACCAAAUCUUCUCGACUAAAUCAAAGAAGAAGAAGAAGAAGGCUAGCCAACGAUCCUUGGAUGAUGCUCCUGAGGACACUUCGGCCGAGCAACAACAGCCACCUGAAGACCAACCACCUGAUGUCCCUGUCCAGGUGCCCGCUGGCGUAUUGGAAGAAACAAGUCCCGCGGUUGAUGUUGAGGUCCCACCCCCCGAAGAGGAAAUCUCCCCGGUCAAGUCCAAGAAGGGAAAGAGGAAAAAGAAGGCCAGUCAAAGCUCUAGGGAUAUUGUAGAUGAGCUCCCAGCCGAACAGCCCGUCGAAGAACUACCUGUUGAGGACCCACCCGUCGCCGAACCGCCCGUGGAAGAGCCGGUCGUGGAAGAAUUGCCUCUCGAUACCCCCGCCCAAGUGUCUGCCGAUGCAUCAGAGGAGGCAAGGAGCAUAGGCCCAGUUGAGGUCCCAGCGACCGAGGAGGAAGUCAUCCCAGCGAAAUCCAAAAAAGGAAAGAAGAAGAAGAAAUCUAGUCAACUUUUCCUAGAUGAUGCUCCUGCUGAAGGGACUUCGACUGAACAGCCAAAUGAAGAGCAGCCUGUCGAUAUCCCCGCUCAAGUUUCUGCCGACGUGUCAGAAGAAGUAAAGCCCACAGAAGAUCUCGAGUCCCCUUCUCCCCAGGAAGAUAUCAUCCCAGCCAAAUCGAAGAAGGAGAAGAAGAAAAAGAAGAAGGCUAAUCAACUUUCCUUGAAUGAUGCCCCCGAAGAGACCUCAACUGAGCAGCCGACUGAAGAGCUGCCCGUCGACAUUCCUCAGAUUUCUCCUGAUGUGUCAGAAGAGGUCAAGGAUGCUGAGAUUCCUGCCCCUGAGGAGGGAAUCAUCCCUGCUAAAUCAAAGAAGGGGAAAAAGAAGAAGAAGGCUACUCAAACUUCCUUGGAUGCUACUCCUGCCGAGAGGACUUCAACUGAACAACCGACUGAGGAGCAACCCACUGACACUCCUGCUGGGAUCCCUGCUGGGAUCCCUGCUGAUGUAUCAGAAGAAGUAAAGGUCGUUGAUGAUGCUGAGGUCCCUGUCCCCGAGGAAGAAAUCACCCCUGCUAAAUCAAAGAAAGGGAAGAAAAAGAAGAAGGCUGGCCAAAGUUCUUGGGAUGAUUCUCCUGAAGCGGAUUCAACCGAACAGCCAACCGAAGAGCAGCCCGUCGAUACUUCUGCUGAGAUACCUGCCGAUGUGUUAGAAGAAGUAAAGGAAACAGAUAUCAUUGAGGUCCCUGCCACUGAGGAGGAAAUCACUCCAGUAAAACCAAAGAAAGGAAAGAAGAAAAAGAAAGCUAGUCAAACUUCCUGGCAUGAUGCUCCUGAAAGUACUCCGGCUGAACAGCCUGCUGAGGAGUUGCCGCUUGAUCUCCCUGCCCAAGCUUCUCCUGAUAUAUUGGAAGAAGUAACGCCUGCGGACGAUGAGAUCCCACCACCUGAAGAGGAAAUCAUCUCCGCAAAGUCAAAGAAGGGAAAGAAGAAGAAGAUAGCUAGUCAAUUUUCUUUGGAUGCGACAGAGGAGCCCCUGGCGGAACAGCAGACCGAAGACCAGCCUCUUGAGAAGACAAUUCCGCCUCCCGAUGAGCCUGAGGAACCGAAAGAGCUGGGACCCGAUGAAGACUUGGCGCCUGCCAAAUCGAAGAAGGGCAAGGGGAAGAAGAAGUCAAAGGCUGACAAAGUUGAUGCUUCAUCUCCUGAGAACGAGCCUCCUACUUCUGAGCAUGUUAUCCCCGAAGACGCCCCUGCCGAGUCCGCAGGCAAGUCCGUUUCUGAUACUACGGAGGCGGCAUGGGGUGAUUUUGCAGAGGAAAGCUUGGCCGAUGCUGUUGAGGAACCUGGAGUAAAAGAACCGGAAACUUCUAUACCUACUCCCGAAGAUGAUGCCACCCAACCCCCUUCUCCUGCCACCGGCUCUGCUCCCGCUGAAGAUGAGUCGGGCCUACAGUUUGGAAAGAAGAAAAAGAAGAAGGGAAAGAAGGGAAGCAAGUCCCAGGCCGAGGAAGUUCCUGAACCAGAGGAUACGACUGUUCUGGCCGCUCCGGCUGAGGAUAUUCCCUCCGUUCUUGAGGCUGAGACACCAGUGACUCGUGAUGCUUCGACUGCCGCUCCUGAAGAUGAACCCUCGGCGGCCCGGGUUGGUAAGAAGAGUAAGAAGGGUAAGAAGAAGCGUGGUGCCGUUGAUGAACCCGCCAUCCCCGAAGAGAUCCCUGCCACACCCGAGCCUGCCGACGAACCUGUAGAUGUUCUCGACUCCAUACCUGAGGCCGCUCAGCCUUCUCAAGAACCCGAGAAGCCUGUUGAGCUCCUAGAUGACGAGCCCUCCGUGCCUUCUCCAGGCAAAUCGAAGAAGGAAAAGGAGAAGAAACGCAAGGGCAAGUCUGACUUGACGCCCGGCCUUGAGGAACCUGCCGGACCGAAAGAAGAGGCCAUACUCCAUGAUUCAUUCGAGGAGCAAGAGGCAGUAGCUGAGCCUGCGGCCCCGGCAGGUGAGGAGAAGAGCUCAGAAACUGUCGAGGACAAUUGGACGCCACCUUCUAAGUCUAAAAAAUCCAAGAAGAACCGCAAAGGAUUAUCUCGUGGUCUCGAGGACAAGCCGGCAACUUCUCCAGACGAACCUGUGGAACAGCCUGUACAAGAGGUUUCAGACGAGCCCGCUUCUGAUCUAGCUACCUCCGAGCCAAUGACAUUGUCUCCACCUCUUGAGUCGGCCUUGAGUGGCAAGAAGGGAAAGAAGGCCAAGAAGAAGAAGAAGUCGGUCUCUUUUGCCGACUUCCACCAAGAACAUCCAAUUGAUUCGUCCGCCGAUGCCGAUGUGGACUCCACGGUGUCACCAAUGCCCGAGAAGGAGGAUGAGUCUCUCGAUGCGCCCUUGGAGAUGAGAGAUCCGGCGGAGCGGGAAGUUUUUACAUCCGCGGAAGACUCGUGGGCCGAUGCGUGGGAUUCUGCUCCACCCGAGGUGCCUGAACCGUCUGCUGAGACCCCUGUCACGCCCUCCCUAGACGACCCCGAAUUUUCUUUCCUGCCAAAAUCCAAAAAGAAGAAGAAGGGAAAGGCUGGGAAAUACGAGUCUGUCCCUGAGCCUGAAGUGGCUGGACCUUCUUUCGCUGAGGAAUCGGUCGAUCCACUUGCAUCUCAAGAAAUUACUGACAUUGACGCUGCUUCUACCUCUGCCGAGUGGGGUGAUGAGGCUUCUUCUGAGCCUUCCUCUGAGCCUACCGUAGGCAAGAAGAGCAAGAAGAAGAAGGGCAAGGCGAACCUCAAUUUAGCGGAGCCCCAAAGUACAGACUUGCCCCUAGAGAUUCCCCCUGCCUCGGAUGAUGUAGUGUCCCCACUUGCUGAACCCGAAUCUCGACCUCCUGCCGAACCGGAGCAGGCCGUGCCCCCUAUGGAUGACUGGCCUCAGAGCAUUCCUUCGAAGAAAGACAAGAAGAAGAAGAAGAAGGGAAAAGCAAAGCACGAUUCUGAGGAGCCUGAGAGUGUGGACUUGCCAGAAACCCUCCACGCUUCGGACGAUGCGGUGCUCCAGCCUAGCGAACCUGAACCCCAACUUCCUGCUGAGUUAGAACAGGCCCCGUCUUCUGCGGAUGACUGGUCUCAGAGCCUUCCCUCCAAGACAGACAAGAAAAAGAAAAAGGGCAAAGCAAAAGACAACUUUGAAGAGCCUCAGAGCCUGGACUUGCCGGAGACCCUGCCUGCUUCAGAUGCCGUGGUGUCCCCGCCUACUGAACCCAAACCUCAGCCUCCUGCAGAACUAGACUCGCCAGCGCCUACCGAGGAUGACUGGACUCACAGCAACCCCUCCAAGAAAGACAAGAAGAAAACGAAGGGCAAGGCCGCGCAGUCGGAGCCUGAACUCUCACGUGAGGCGGAGCCAGACGUUGAAGUCAGUCCCAUUCAAGAGGGCGACACGCCCGCUGCUGAGGUUGAGGUAAAUGCAGAGGACGACUCGUCUUUUACUCCGACAACGCCAACAAAGAAGGGCAAAAAGAAGAAUAAGAAGGGCAUCUCGAUUCCCGCCGAUGAAGAGCCCGUUCCCGAGCCUGUCCCUGCCGUAACCGAUUCCCUAGAGGUCGAAGACCGUCAGCCUAGUCAAGAAGUAGAGCCCGCAGACGAGUUGUCCUUUACCCCCACUGGUAAGAGCAAGAAGAAGAAGAAGCAGAAGCAGAAGAAGGGUCUUUCAUCCGAAUUUGAACCCGAAUCUCAACUUGAACUUUCACCUGAACCUCAACCCGAGCCUCAAUCUGAAUCUCAACCUGACCCUCAACCUGAACUUGAACUUGAACCUCCAUCUGAAUCUCAAUCCCAAACCGAACUUCACCCCGCAGUUCCAUCUGAAUCUCAACUGGAAUCUCAACCUGAACCUCCGUUCAAAGCCGAGCCGGAAGCCGAGCCGGAGACUAUACCCGAGAGUAGGGCUGCUGUUGUGGAGCCCUCUGAGGAGAAAGAAACGUUGCAGGAGGUGCAGUCUGAGGCUGAACCUGUAGAUGAUGGCGCGUUCACCCCGACAUCUAAGAAGGACAGGAAGAAAAAGAAGAAGAAUAAUCUUGCCUUGUCCGAACCAGAACCGGAGCCCCUGCCUGCAUCUCAGUUAACGGAGGUUGAUAUAAUCGAGGAGCCGCAACCAACGCCGCAGUCAGAGCCUGUAGACGAUUGGUCCUCUACCCCAUCAUCUAAGAAGGACAAAAAGAGAAAGAACAAGGGCCUUGCUCUGCCCGAGCCGGAACUCGAACCCCAACCUGAACCGGAGUCUUUGCCUGUAUCUGAGCUAGCUGAGGUAGAACUAGCAGAGGAGCCACAGCCGGCGGCUCCCGAGGCUGAGCCUACGGAUGAUUGGCUACCUACCGCGACAGCUAAGAAGGAUAAGAAGAAAAAGAAGAAGGGCAAGGGUCUGGCUUCUCUCGAACCUGAGCCUGAAUCCCCCCCAGAAUCUCAGGCCGAACCCGAAGUGUUGGCUGAAAGCGCAGCCGAGCUCAACCCUGAGCUAAUUGCAACAGAGGCUCCUGCUGAAACCGAUGCUACUCCGGAACCACAGGCCAAGGUCGAGUGGGCCUCCACGCCGCUCAGCAAGAAAGAGAAGAAGAAGAGGAAGAAGAGCCUGGGUGCUGUUGAGCCUGAACCUGAACCUGAACUCGAGCCGCCUGAACUUCAGCCUGGACCUGCCCCCGAAGCAGCUCCAGAACCUGAGCCGCCGACCGAGCGAUCUGUUGAACAGGAACACGAGGAUAACUGGUCUUCUACGCCUCUUAGCAAAAAGGACAAGAAAAAGAAUAGUGCCUCCAUUCUUGAACCCGAACAAGUAGCGGAGGCUGAUGCGGCCGUUGAACCUGAUCCGCAACUUGAGUCCGCCGCACCAGACCCCGUCACCGUGGCCGAAUCACCCGCAGAGCCGGAGCUUACUGAUGACCUGCCAUACACACCCAUCAGCAAGAGGGACAAGAAGAAAAAGAAGAAGAAGGGCGCAUCUGUUCCUGAGGCAGAUCCGAAACCAGCACCCCUCGAGGACGCCGAACUCGCGGCUAUAGAAUCGCAGCGGGACACCCAGACGGCGGAGCCAUCCCCGGAAGCCGAAUCCCUCCCUAUUCCCGAAUUUGAGCCAGUAGAAACGGUUCCCGAAGUCGCCGAAGGUACUGAAGCAGAGCUAACUCCCCAGCCCGAGUCCGUUGAUGAUUCGUCCAUUCCUCCGACAAUGAAGAAGGACAAGAAGAAGAAAAAGAAGAGCAAGCUUGUCGCUGAACUGGAGCCAAAUCUGGAAGCUGACUCUCCUCCCGUCGUCGCUACCGAAUCCGAAGAUGCCGGUCCUUCAUCCCUUGCCGAGCCUGAAGAGGAACCAGCAGAUGAGUGGUCGUCCACACCGUCCACCAGGAAGGCAAAGAAAAAGAAAAAGAAGAAGGCCAUGGAUACUGUCGAGCCUGAAACUUCUCCUGAUGUCGAACGCGUUAUAUCUGAGCACGCAGCAACUUCAGACAUGCCCGAACCUGCCGACGUCGCCGAGCCGCUGCCGGAGGAUGACUGGUCUUCUGCUCCGAUUGCAACAAUAGGCAAGAAAAAGAAGAAGAAGAGUAAAGCCGCUGCCACCCUCGAACCUCUUAAUCCUGUUGAACACGCUCUUGUUGGGGAGCCUUCUGUUGACGCAGUUCCCGCCAAUGAAUCUCCCGCAGAAGAACUUCCCGUCGAAGAAUCUGUUCUUAGAGAGCCUGCUGUCGAAGAAGCUCCCUCUGAGCAAACCCCGGUUGAAGAUCCUGUCAUUGAAAAAGCUUCCAUUGAACAGUCGCCCGUCGAAGAACUUUCCAUUGAAGAAAUCGUCCUUGAAGAGCCUGCUCUUGAAGGAAUCCCUGGUGGAGAGCCUGUUGUUGAAGAACCGCCCGUCGAAGAGCCUGCUGUGGAAGAAGCUCCUAUCGAACAGCCUCCCGUUGAAGAGUCUCCCCUGGAAGAAGAAGCGCCCAGCAAAGAACAGCCUUCCGUUGAAGACCCCGCCAUCGAAGAAUCCCCCGUCAUAGAACAACCUCUCGCCGAAGACCAUGCUGUCAAAGAACCGUUUGUCGAGCCGCCUGCCGUUGAAGAAGCCUCUGUCGAGGAAGCUCUUGGCAAAGAACUUCCCAAGGAUGGAAUGCAAGUCCCACCAGAGUCCACUUCAGUGGAGGACGUACCACAACCCGCCGAAGCCACCGCUGAAGUAGGAGCUGAGGAUGAAUGGUCGCUCACCCCUGGUGCUAAGGGAAAGAAGAAAGGCAAGAAGGGCAAAAAGGGUAAAGCCACUCGCGAACCUGUUUCUCAGUUAAAUCUCGAGCCUGUGGUAGAAACUACUCCUUGUUCUGAAACUGUGCCUGAACCCGAGAGCAUUUUGGUUGCCGAACAAUUGACGGACACUCAAGGCGGACCGGAUUAUCAGCCCCCCACAUCUCUGCCCGGACCCUCGGAAGAGCAGCCACUAGCUAGUCCUGCAGAUCCUGUCCCGACAUCUGAUGUCCCUAAAGAUAACUCGUCCUCCCCACCGAUAGGCAAGAAGGGUAAGAAGAAACAGAAGAAGAAGGCUUCCAUCGGGCCAGAGGUAGCUCCCGAGCCAGAGGUAGAAAUUCCCGAGGCUACUGAGAUGGCCGGAGAUUCUGAGAAGGUCGAAGAUAAUUGGUCUUCUGCCCCAACUUCUAAAAAAGACAAGAAAAAGAAGAAGGGCGCGGCCUCCCCAGAGCCCAAGCCUGAUUCAGACUCUUCCCUUCCAGAAGAGCUUUCUCCUGUUCCUGAGCACCAAGCAGCAUCGAUAGCACCUGAAGACGAUGGGUCCUCUACUCUCCACAAAAUGGACAACGAACCACAGCCUGAGGCAGAGCUUGACCUAAAUCAGAAGUCUUUACCCCCCGAGCCUGAAGAAUCGAUACCUGCUGAGGACCAGACCGCUUCAGAGAAGCCAGAAGAUGAGUGGUCUUCUCCUGCUCUGAACAAGAAGAAGAAGAAAAAGAAGAAGACGGGUGCAUCUUCCCUUGAGCCUGAUCCCGAGUCCGAGGCUAUUCCUGGAACUUCAAUUCCCCAUGUCGACACGGCUGCUCCAGCUCCCAGAGAGAAGGCCACCCCUGCUUCUCCGAGAGAUGACCCGAUAGUUUCGGCAAUCCUUGAGCCGGGAGCCCAAUUUAUUGACGAACCCACUCCUGAUCUCAAUCCCGAGACUACGCCCGAGGAUGCUAUCCCAAUCCCCCCUGAGCAAAGCACCCCUGAGAUUCUAGAAGACGACUGGUCCCACACCUCAACGACUAAGGAACUCGAGAAGGACAAGGCCAUCCUGGACGCGGAGGCCGAACCUAUCGUGGACAUAGAACCAGCGCCUUCGGAUGAACAAGCCCUACCUGCCCCCGAGGGGUCGACGAUAAUUCAGGAAGAUGACUGGCUAUCUCCAGCAGUCACCAAAAAAGCCAAGAAAAAGAAGAAGGGCAAGCAGAUAGAUGAGCCUGAAUUGACUCCUGAUCCGAAUGCAUCUUCUCUCACUCCUGAAGAUGAUGCGGCUGUAGCUCAGCCUGCUUCAGAUGAUCGCGCUACGGAUGAGCAGAUUGCCGAGGAAACCCGCAGGGUCGAUCCGAGUUAUGCCCCUGCUCUCGGCAAAGGCAAGAAGUCAAAGAAACAGAAGUCACGAAUCCUGGGUGAUUCUUCUUCUUUGGCCGAUACACCGGACUCUGUACCUGCGAGUCUUCAGACACCUUCGUCUGAACCCCUUCCAGAAGAUACCAUCGUUCCCUCGCCUGAGGAAGCGACUGCUAUUGUGCCUCUCACUCCCAUCCCCGAAGAUGCUACGCCCGCCACGGGAUCCUCUGAACCUGUCGACCCUUCUAUACUUGUUGAAGCCCCUGAGACCUCGCCAGUUCAGCCAGAAGAACCCCCCACUGAACGAGCAGAGGCCACUGCGGACACAAAUCCGCUCCCCGAGGAGGAAUCCCCCCCUGUGAUUUCUAAGAAGGACAAGAAGGAAAAGAAGAAGGGAAUGUCUCUCGAGGCUUCCGAGCCCGGGCUUACUCAAAGUGAACCUGCUCCUGAACUUCAUGCAGAGGAGCUCCCCGCAGAGGACGUACCAACGACCGAGGAACAAGAAUUCACCAUCUCAAAGGGCAAGAAAAACAAGAAAAAGAAGAAGUCAAUACCUUCUUCCUCUUUGGAUGCCGAGCCUACAACAGAAUUGGACGUUCCCUCAGCCGAACACGACCUUACUCCCCGAGACUUACCAGUUGUUGACCAGCACGAAACCCCUGAGCCGGCAGACGACCUUUCGUCCGUUACGAAGGGCAGUGUCGCCGAAGGUCUCUCUGCACCAGAGAACCUUGAAGCAUUGCAACUCCACCCAGAGUUAUCGGAGAAAGAAAGUGUUCAAGAACCCACCCUGCCUGCCUCAGCCGCGGAGCUUGAAGACGAAUGGACAGUUGGAAACAAGAAAAGGGACAAGAAAAAGAAGGGAAAGAAAGCCAUGUCCUUUGACGUCUCCGAACCUUCUUUUGACAAGCCUGAAGGCGAAGAUGUCGCAGCUGCCGAGGCUCUAUCUCUGCCUUCAAGCCGGGAAGUAAAUAUGGAGACUGUUAACCCCGUUGGCCCAAUUGAAGCCGUCGAGCCCGAAGCAUCAUCCGAAGUUGUACAAGUUGGGGAUGCCGCUCCUACUUCAACACUCGAACCCUCCCUUGGCGUAAAUAAAGACGAGUCCUCUCUGCCCGCUGAAGAGCCCUCUUCGGCUGAUCAGGAAGCCUCUUCGGAAUCUCUUUCCAGCGGAGAAAUCCUAAUGUCCGAGGAGCCGGAAUCUUUCUCUUUCCUGAGAAAGAAGGAUAAGAAAAAGAAGAAGGGCAAGAAAUCACGGGCCAUGGAUGAUUGGGAGUCUCCAGCACCUACAGGGGACAGCGCAGCUGAUCAUGGUCAAACGCUUGGUUCUCCCGUGGAUCCGGUUCCUGUCGUUUCAGCGGAUCCCGUUCACCCUGAUACCGAAGCCGUCUCCAGCGAGGAGCCCUCUGUUACUGAGCCCCCUACCGAUGCGCCACCCAUCGAUGACUCGGAUUCCUGGACAGCAGGCUUGAAGAAGAGCAAGAAGAAGAAGAAGAAGGAGAAAGCUUCUCAGCAAGCCAGCUCACCCCAUACUCCGGAAGAAGUCACCGUACUCUCAAAUGUGCGCGAAGAGCCAGAGGCUACCGUACCAGAAGGCCCCGAGGUUGCACCUAUAGAGACACCUCAUGAGCUUGAAGAGCAUGAGUCGGCUUUUCAACCCGCAAAGAUGGGCAAAGACAAGAAGGGAAAGAAACGCGACAAGUCUAUUUCCGAAGCCACGACGCCUGCCCCCUCCCGACCUCUAUCGCCCAUCUUGGCUGAGCCGCCCACGUUGCCUGAUACCGAGGGCCAACCCUCUGAUGCAGCCGAGCCUGUUUAUUCGUCAGCUCCCGACGACGUGCCUGCUGAUCCGAUCCCCGAAGACAGUGCUGAAGUAGUUUCUCAAUCCGCUCCUGAAACAGGGACACUGCCCGCCGACACACCCGUGGAGGAAGAACUUCUUGCUGACGACAUCCCGGUUAAACACGACGGACCUGGAGUUGCCGAUAACGUGGUCGAGGACUCCUCGCUCACUCCUUCUAAAAAGUCUAAGAGCAAGAAGGAUAAGAAGAAGCACGGAAAGUCGUCUAGUACUCCCACUCCCGCCGCAUCUCGACCGCUGUCCCCUGUCAGAGAUAUCGAUAACCCCCCGGCGGUGCUGGUAGAAGAGAAUCUGGAACGCGCGCUUCCCGUGGAUGCACCCGUCGAAGUUGCUGAAGAAUCCCCCGCUCCUGCAGACAAUGACCAACCUCUGAUGGCAGAAGAACCGGUUGACGAGUGGAGCUUCACUUCCAAGAAGAAGAAAGGCAAGAAAGGGAAGAAGCGCGAGUCAACAAGUACCAAAACCGCGCCUGCAGAUUCCCCGUCCACUCUACCAUCCGACAAGGCUUCCGCCACCGUGGUUGCAGAGGAGGCGCAAGAAGUCCCAGAGCCCAGCAUCAUCUCUCCCCCCGAUGCUGGAGAGCUUACCCUUCAAGAGGAACUAGUCGGCGAUUGGGACCUCGCCUCGUCGAAGAAGAAGGGAAAGAAGGGAAAGAAGCGCGGAUCUGAAGCAACUACUCCGGCCGUCUCACGACCCCUCUCUCCCAUUCAGGAUAUCAGCACUCGCGAACUUGCAGACCUGCCUUCUUCGGAGGUUGUCCCGGCUAUCGAACCUUUACCAGCCGCGAGCGAGGCGGCCGAGCCUGCAGUGAGCGAGACGGUAGCGGAAGACCCGGCCUCGGAGAAAGUCAUUAUCACAGAGCCUGUCUUACCAGAGACCGACUUGGCCGAUGAAGCCAAGCCCGAGGUGGUAGCGGAAGAUAUCGGCUCAGUGGAUGUCAAUACAGGCGCUGUCUCACCAGCGACUGGCUUAACUGAGGAAGAUAAGCCCGAGGUAGUAAUGGAAGACCUGGACUCAAUGGAAGUCAAUGUCACAGAGCCCGUCUCGACAGAGACCGACUUGACUGAGGAAACUAAACCUGGGGCGGUAAUGGAAGAUUUAAGGUCAGAAGAGGUCAAUACCACAGAGCCUAUCUUACCAGAGACUCACCUGACUGAGGAGUCCAAGCCUGAGGUUGUAACGGAAGAUCUGGGUUCAGUGGAAGUCGGUACUGCCGAAGCUAUCGUACCAGAGACUGACCUGAUCGAAGAAGCCAAGCCCGAGGUGGUGAAGGAUCUAGGCUCAGUGGAAGUUGAUGCUACAGUGCCCGUUUCGACAGAGGCUGACUGGACUGAAGAAGCUAAGGCUGAGUCUGUUGAGCAGCAAGUUGGUAUUGACGACGCCUGGAGCUUCUCAUCCGCCAAGAAGGGAAAGAAGGGCAAAAAGAAGGGACAGAUAUCCGAUACGUCCACCCCAGCUGGGUCCCGCGCCCUUUCGCCAACUAGAGAUGUCCGGGAUGCUCCUCUUCCAGUCGACUCUGUAGAGGCCUCAGACGUUCUUCCAGCAGAAUCUUCUCAAGACCUGAUUGAGACGCCUGCCAAGGACCUGCCUAUAGAGGAUGCUGCCGAUGACUGGGGCUUCUCUACCAGGAAAAAGGGCAAGAAAGGCAAAAAGAAAGGUCUCACUUCCGACUCGACUACCCCAGUAGAUUUGCCCCCACACUCCCCCAUCCCUGAUGUUCUUCCUGCCGUCGACCCCGAGCCUGUCCAAAACCCUGAAGUCCCUUCACCAGAGUCAUCUUCUCUAGAGACCGAUACCCAGAUCAGAGAGGUCGAGGAGCGCACGGACCAAACCCGUGAAGCUUCGGACUCCAACGCAAAGAAAAAGAAGAAGGGCAAGGGCAAGAAAGCUAAAGACUCGGACCUCGAGGUGUCUGAAACUCCCACUCUAGCAGUAUCCCGCUCACUCUCGCCUGUUACGGAGGAGGUAAUAGAGGCUCCUGUGGAUGAUGUUCACGUACCUGAAUCAUCCGCAGCGCUUGGUGUAUACGAGUCCGAGCCUGUUAUCAGCCAGGAGGGCACUGACAAAGGAAUCCCCACCUCUGGGGAAGUUUCACGCCCUAUCUUGCCAGUUGAAGAUGAUGUCUUAGCUCAGCCAUCCCAAUUCUUUGAGGAACCAGCAGUGGUAACUGUUGAUGAAAAUCUCGCGGAGUCCGAGCCAGUGGCACAAGAUGAUAACUGGGGCUUCGCCACCACCUCUAAGAAAAAGAAGGGCAAGAAAUCGAAGAACAAGAGCCAGGACCCAGCUUAUGCAGAUACAACCGUGGGUGACAGCUUGGCUACUGACGCUGCUCGGGGUGAACCCCAAGCGGAACCCGACUUGGCCUUCGGUAUUGUCACAGAACCUGCACCGGCAGCCCAAGAUGUAGACGAGUGGGCACUUCCUGCCAAGAAGAAGAAGAAGGACAAGAAAGGCAGGAAUAAGAGCCAGUCUGCAUCCGAAGCCGUUACUCCUACCACUUCCCGAUCCCUUUCUCCUCUCCGUGAUGACACAGAGCUGCACCACGUUGAACCUCCGGGAACCGAGGUCGCUGCAGCGCCUACCGAACCUGCCGAGCCAUCAAUUGAAGGGGAGGUAGAGCCCGUGUCUGCCGAGAAAGAGGCCGACUCUUUUGAAUUCUCCGUUUCAAAGAAGGGGAAGAAAGGGAAGAAGAAGAGUCACUCUUCUUCCGCGACCCCAUCAGCUUCUCGUCCUCUAUCCCCUGUCCCCGAUGAGCCAUUACCCACGCCAGGAGCUGAGGGCCCGUCCGAAAUCCACGCUGUUCCCACUGAUGCGGACCUAGAGAUCAUUGAAAAGGAACGGACGGCACCUCCUGAGGAGGACGAUUGGGGCUUCAGUACUUCGAAGAAGAAGAAGGGCAAGAAGAAGCAUCAGUCAGCCGUCACUACUCCCACAAUUUCCCGACCCUUGACGCCCGUCCGUGAUGAGGAGAUAGGCCCUGCACCAGAACCCCUUGAUGAUGCAGCAGCUCCCCAGAUCAUCGAGGAUCCGAUAAAUCCCCAGGAAAGCCAGCAAGAGCCAACUCCGGCUGAUCAAGACGCGAACGACUGGGGAUUGACAGUCAAGAAGAAGAAGAAGGGCAAGAAAGACAAAAAGCGGGAUCAGCCAUCCGACCACACUGCGACCACCCCUACUCGAUCACUUUCUCCCUUGAUGCAGGAAACCGACUUGACUCCUGCCCAAGCUACCAGUCAUAUUAUUCACGAGGCACCCUACGAGUUAUCACCACGACCAGAGAAAAAGUUGAAAGUCGACAAUAUCGAAGAGAGUCUUAUGCUUUCUGAGCCCAUCCUUUCAAUCGCGGAAUCCAGCUCUGCUCCACACUUGGAUGAUGAACAAUCCGAUAAUAAAGCGGAUGUCUUCCAUCCUGAUGACAACUUUAUGGCCGAUGAAUCGUCAGGUCAUGACAAGGGUAAAGAUAUAGACUACGACGACCCAUUUAUGGAAGACAUCCGGCCUCAAGCCUCCAUCGUCAAGAAGUCGAAGAAGGAAGGGCCGAAAUCGAAGGGCAAGGAAAUCGAAACGGCUGCUUCUUCUUCCGCAGUUGGCGGCACCGUCGCCUCCCUCGCAGAGAAAUUUGGAGGCCAAGUAUCGCGGUCUAAGAAGAAGCAGAAGAAGAAGAAGAUUUUGGAUAAGAGGACGGAGCGGGAGCCGGAUCUGUUCGAUGAUCCAAUCCUAUGGGAAACUAGUGAUCGAAAGACACUGCUUGGAGAGGAAGCACCAGGGGAAGUUGACGCAUUCUGGGGUGGAGCUGGCGACGAAGAACUAGGGAAGGAGGAUGGCCAUGGAGCAGCAGAAGAUACUGUGAGGGAAGCGGAUGACUUAUGGGGCGGUGGUGAUGAUGAAGAAGUAGUGAAGAAGGGUGAAGAGCGCGGAAUGGAAGAGGAUGCAGCUAGGGAGGUGGAUGAUUUCUGGGGAGGUGGCAAUGACAUAGAUGAGCCGCCGAAGAUGGGCGAGUCGAGAGAGGCUGAGGUUAUCACUGAACCUGCGGAGAUGAAGAUUGUGGACGUACCUGAGGAGAUCAACGAUAUGGAUGAGGAAGCAGAGACGAAGGUAGUUGAACUUGUUAAGAGUGCGGAUGAAUCAAGCAAGGUGGAGAGUGUUGAGCCUCUUGAAUUGGAUGUUGUGGAGUCGCCAAGGGAGGUCGAGAUUGUCGAGCCUCCGAGAGAACGAGAGAUUGUGGAGACGCCGAUAAAGGUGGAGUUUGCGGACCCUGUGAUGGAGGUCGAAAUCAUGGAGCCCCCGAGGGAGGUUGAGGUUGUGGAGGCACCGAUGGAAGUCGAGGUUAUGGAGCCUCCGACAGAGGUGGAUGUGGGGGAGGCGGUGGAGGCUUCGAGAGAACUGGAGAUUGCGGAGCCUCCGACGGAGGACAUGGCUGCGGAGGCCCCUAGGGAGGUUAAGAUCGCGGAGCCUCUGAUGGAGAUUGAGGUUAUGGAGCCUCCGAGGGAGGUCGAGAUUGUGGAGCCGCCAAUGGAGGUCGAAGUCAUGGAGCCUCCGCCUGAACCCGAGAUUGUGAAGGCUCCAGAGAAGCUCGAAAUUGCGGACGAACCCAUCAAGGUCGAACAAUUUGCCGGCCGAUCGACACCUGAGCUAGUAGACAAGCCCCUAGCGGCUCAGAGUGUGGAUUCCUCGACGCAGUCAGAUAUUGUCGGGGAACCAGAGAGACCAGGUGUGGACGACUUGGAGAUGGAUAGAUCACUUGAUGCGUCGACGGAGCAGCCAAGGGAAACCGUGGAGAGUAAGACGCGUGGAUUUUCGCCGGAGAGCCAACCCCCGAUGGAGCUGAAUUUGGACAGAGAUCACAGCUCAGCGGAAGACUCGAUGGAAGAGAGUAGCAAGGUCAUCCAUCCUGCUCGACAUUCCAAGUCGCCUCGUGAGCUACUCAACAAGGAGAAGAAUAUCGUGGACCGCCGUGACUUGAGUCCGGUCAUGAGUAGCUCCAGGGCACUUGAUAACAGCCGUGUGGAUGAUUUCGUUGAGAGUCCAGUUCUAGGACGCGAAGACUCGGGGAAGAUGAGAGGUCUACAAGCUGGCUACAUCGCCAAGACGAAGGCGAAGGCGGAAGAGCCAAGAUCACGAGGCCUUACGCCGGAUACAUUUGACGAUUCUACACUCUCGGCGGAGCCAAUUUACACGCCAACUAGACGACCGGUCUCCCGCGGCCUCGAACCCGUUCCCGAGGAAUCGACGGAAGAAUUUACUGAGAAGCACAAGAAGAGGGAUCGACCAACCAGCAAGCUAGCUCCUUCUACUCCAGAUGUCAACCGAGACAGUGGCUUCGUCGCCGACUCCCCUCACCUCCACCGACGAAGCAAUUGGCUCGAAGAAGGACCACACCGCGACAGCGGUGUCCAUCUCAAAGAUUGGUCCGGAUCACCCCGAACACUCAGCCCCGAGAGAUCCAGUUUCAGCGCCAAUGAGCGACCUCAAACCAGUGAGAAGGCUGAGAGACAACUAGGACGGUCCCCACUCCCACUCGGCUAUAGAGACCUUCACGAGCACCCAUUGUCAAGAACACCAGUGCUUCGAGAACCGUCACCAAGACAAGUCACCCCUGAACCUCAAAAAGUCAGACGAGCCGCCACACAUACGCCAACACCAGAGGACAACAAGCGCGGCAGAUACAAAGAACUACCGACCCCCCUGCGAUACGGAAAGCCUGAGGUGCCCAGAAGCCUCUCACGUUCAGCGACGGCUUCUCCAGCAGUAGCUCAACGAAGUGUAUCUGACAAUGCUGCCCGCUCUCGACUCUCGCCAAGCCCAGACGUGGUUCCGCGGCGUGUGGCGUCCAACACCAGCCUCACACGCCACAAGACGCCCGGGCCACACACGUUUAGGCCUGAUACUCCAGGCAGCAUUCGAUCCAUGUAUAGCGCCACUCCUCCUCUCCGACGCGUUGAUCGACGAAUCAGCGGCGACCUUCGAUCUCUCAGCCAACGAAGUCAAGUCGGUCAAGCCGGCUCAGCUGAGCCGCCCUCUUCCUCUCAGUCUCACUCUCAAGUCCAGGCCCGCAGCCUCGACAACCCAGACCAGCGGUCUGCGCAAACCACUACUCCCGUGGCCAACGAAGGCCGUGUCCGCUCCAAGGACAUGACCGAUGUCUAUGAUGGCUAUGGCGAGGGUCGCAUCGGCUCGCCCCGAUCGCCCACUCGGCCACAUAGCAUGCGCCGUCGGCAAAGCAUGCAAGUGCUCGAGCUCGAAUCCAAGGUCAAGGAAUUAACUGCCGAAAAUCAGAUGCUGGCGAAAGAACGCCAGCAGACCGAACAGACGUACUCUCAAAAAGUCCAAUCCCUACUCUCCGAUCGCGAUGCUGAGAUCGACACCCUCAAGCGCUCAAUCGAGCUCCUCAAUCGCGAAGUUAGCCGCCUCACCGAGGUGAACCAAGGCCUCAACACCGCCAACGCACAGCUCGCCAACGAACACAAUGGUCGAUACCGCGAUCUCGAGCUUCUCCACGCUGCCGCGGCGCGCGAAUUAGAGACAACGCGCUCAAGUCAAGGCGGUUUCGAGCAGCGCAUCCGUGACAAAGACGCCGAGAUUGCCGAGCUCCGAACCCAGUUGGAGUCUGCGCAAGCCAAGAUCCGCGAGAUGCAACAACAAAUUCUCGACUCUUCAAAACCGGCUGACGCGGAAUUCCUCGAUAUUCACGACGUUGACUACUUCGACCACAGGUGUCAACAGCUCUGCCAGCACGUACAACAAUGGGUGUUACGAUUCUCCAAAUUCUCUGACAUGCGCUCGUGCCGCCUGACGAGCGAAAUCAAUGACGAAAAAAUUAUCGACCGCCUUGAUAACGCCGUCCUAGACGGCUCUGACGUUGAUACUUACCUACGCGACCGUGUCCGCCGUCGCGACAUUUUCAUGUCAAUGACUAUGAACAUGAUCUGGGAAUUCGUCUUCACGCGCUACCUCUUCGGCAUGGACCGCGAGCAGCGCCAGAAGCUCAAGGCUCUGGAGAAGCACCUUACAGAAAUCGGCCCUCCGCACGCGGUCCGCUUAUGGCGCGCCGUGACGCUGACUCUCCUCUCACGCCGUGAAUCCUUCAAGCGGCAACGCGACCUCGACACCGAGGCCGUCGUGCAGGCCAUCCUCGAGACCCUAUCCAUGAUCCUCCCUCCCCCUUCUCAUCUCGAGGAUCAAAUCCAAAGCCAACUCCGACGCGUCAUGGCCGAGGCCGUCGAUCUCGCCAUCAUGAUGCGCAGCCAACGCGCCGAGUACAUGAUGCUCCCUCCCUUGCAGCCCGAGUACAACGCCGACGGCGAACUCGUCGAGACCGUGUCCUUCAACGCGGCUCUCAUGAACGAGCGCAGCGGUGACAAGUCCGCAACCAACGACGACCUGCAGGCCCAGAACGCCAUCGUCCGCAUCGUCUUGUUCCCCCUGGUUGUCAAGAAGGGAGACGACACGGGCGUUGGCGACGACGAGAUCGUCGUCUCCCCCGCGCAGGUGCUCAUCGCUCGCAGUCACCGGCGGAAAUCGCGCGGAAUCACGCCUUCAAGCGACCUCGGCGGCGCUGCUGUCGGCGCGUCGGUGCAUUCCCUGGGGGACGCAUCGUAUCUCGAGGGUGGGAUCUAA
Scedosporium apiospermum is the source of this 24129-nucleotide messenger RNA. RefSeq lists its product as uncharacterized. The transcript has 3 exons. Bases 1 to 24129 code for a protein of 8042 amino acids. The record is from RefSeq and is a predicted model, not a curated record. NCBI's taxonomy places the organism in Eukaryota, Fungi, Ascomycota, Sordariomycetes, Microascales, Microascaceae.